This is a messenger RNA of Somion occarium, 385 nucleotides long. Lineage: Eukaryota; Fungi; Basidiomycota; Agaricomycetes; Polyporales; Cerrenaceae. The record is from the annotation of a GenBank genome assembly.
GCCCUCUAUCCACCAUGUCUCGAAGCAACGGACGACCAGAGGCAGAGGUCAUUGUCAAUUUUGCAGAUGGGAUGUCCUACAAUAAGGGCAAACUAGAGGAAGCAUACCGAUCCGGUGGUAUUCUUGAGAAGCCAGUGAAGCAUUCCAAGGAAGCUCAUAGCGCGAAACGAGAGGAUAUUGAUCUCAUAGUGAGUUUUCUCUCAUUUAAACAAAUGCCUAGAAACCAACAAUUGCAAAGGUACAUGAACUAGACCUUACACGGGCGCAAGCAGAGAAGGUGCUCGCUGAAAGCGGAGGAGACGUUCGAAAGGCAUUAGAAAAGCUCAUACUGUUGUAAACACGUGAAGUGGUCUCGUUUCAACUACCAUAGCCAAGGUUCCAAGCU